AUGAUAGCAUUGUUGUCUCGCAGAAAGAACAGAGAAACAGUUAGGAUAAGCUGGGGAGUUGUGAAGGUAGACAGAAAGGCUGAAAGUUUUGCCAGCAAACAGUCGUGUUUAACGAAACGAGCAGUGACGAAGCUUUGGUCUUUCGAUCGGUCGUAGCAAAAGUAGAAAAAGGAAAGAAAAGAACUGGCGAUUACGUGUCGUGUGUGUGAUGUUGUUGAUCCCAGUAUUCUGUAUUUAACAUUGCACGCCAUAGUGACCGAUCGUUGGCGUCUUUUUUCCCCCUUCAUUUCACAACCCUAAAAACGUUGUUAGUUCCUUUUUGGUUAGUUGGCUGUGUAUUUGCAGCUGUCGUAUUUUCCCACCUUCAAGACGAAGCCAAAAUUCUCUCAACAUCCUACGUCUUUUCAGUGGCUGAGAAAGAAAAACUGACUAAAUUUAUUUUAUCCUGCUAAAAAGAAGAAAAACAAAAUGGAAACAAGCCUUUGGGGUUUUGGUUUCAACACUGUUUGUCGUCUGCUGUCGCCUACGGAUGCUGUAGCUGCGAGAUGCCAUCAAACUAGUUGAUUACAGUAUUAUCAAACAUCAGUUAGCAACACACAGUGUUUCUCUCACUUUUUUGGGACAGUUUAACGAGAAAUCCCCUCCCUCUAAAGAAAAACUUUAAUAUCAUAUCAUGGCGUUCAUGUUGAAGAAGAAACGCUACAAAUUUCAAGUGGAAUUGUUUCUAGAAGAGCUAAACGCCGUCACUUUUCCAAGUGCCGUUCUCUUCGCCAAGUUGCGGCUGCUGGACGGCGGCAAUUUCUGCGAAAUCUCCUCCAGAGAGGAAGUCCAGCAGCACACUGUACGAUGGGGAGCCAAAUUCCCGUUUGUUUGCAAAAUGUCGGCAAAUGCAUCAACCGGCGUCCUGGAACCGUGCCUUCUACGGAUAUCCGUCCGCAAAGAAGUUAAAGGAGGUCGCUCUUACCAGAAAUUGGGGUUUGCCGACUUGAAUUUGGCUGAAUUUGCCGGAUCCGGUUCGACAUUAAGGCGAUGUCUCCUAGAAGGCUACAAUACGCGGCAUCGCCAGGAUAAUUCUAUCCUCAAAGUCACCAUCUUAAUGACGCUCUUGUCCGGCGAUCCCUGUUUUAAAGUGCCAACACCGCGACAGGUGUCCAUUCCAGUGGAUUCGCCAGUCAAUGGAUCGACCAUGGUGCCAUCUGGCGACUUUGUUUCGGAUGGAUUCGGACUAGUCGGUCCUUUAACUGGACCCUCUUCUAAUAAAUCCAGAUUAGCUUCUUCAAGUAUAGGUGGCGGUGCAGAGACUCCAGAACCGGACGAGAUCUCUGGUGGUGGUAGUAGCACACAUGAUGUAUAUUCCGAUGUCAUGGGCGGCCUGAUGGGCAUGCAGCUUGCCCAGCAUCGAGAUGAGGUGACCGUCGGCUCGACGUUACCGACAUCCGCAGUGUUGGCCGAACUGCUUCCGGGUCACUCUAGGAAUUCUUCCGGCACCAGUCAUUCAGGAGGCUCCGCCUCUGGUUACGGCUCGCUGGCCAGUCAAUCCCAACACAGCCGGCAAUCCAGUUCAGGCGAGCUGGGCCAUUUUAGAUUUCCUUCGUGGCCUGUCUGGUCUCCGCGCCUCUCUGCGCUUCGUCUAUCAAAGCGCGGUGGCCCUGGCCAUCAGCCUCUCCCCAUUAUUGCACCGCCCGUCUCGCUGGUGUCAGCCGAAGAGUUGGCUUGUAACAUAUCUUCCGGCAUUGGCGGCGGUGACGGUGGUGGACCGGAAACAAUAACGAUCCGUUGCCAAUCUUGCAGUCAUACAAGCCCAGUACCCAGACCUCAUACUAAUUGGCGGCCCAUCAGUCCGUUGGCUAUUAACCGGCCACAGCCGCUCGGUUUAACGGCUUUAAAACUUCCUUCACCCGACGUUCCGCUCCGUUCACUCGUACCGCCAGCCACUGUUGCCGCCGUCGCUGCCAUCGUUAUUCCAUUCUCGCAUGAAAGUAGUCUGGGACAUUCCAGGAAUCCGAGCAACGGUUCGGGAUUCAGCGAUACGGGCUCGAUGGAACGUCCGAAAAUAGUUAGCAAUUCCAUUGGCGUCGCUGGAGCACCAUCUGUCGGCUCGACGUCUUCUUCUUCGGCGAGUGCAAGUAACACGAACACGUCAACCUCUUCCGCUUCCAGCACAGGCACCGCAGACAAGCGCAAAAAAUUGGAAGAGCAAAGCAAAGAAUCGAGGAUCGAUGCCAAGCAGGUGAUUGAUGACCUCAUCAAAUCUGCUAAUCUGGAACACGAUGUUCACGCUGAAGUGUCCGGAUUGCAAUUAAAAGAUAUCACCAAAAACGCACAAUCGAACCAGUGGGAUCAUGGUGGUAAAGGCAAAGUUUAUGGCGGGAUAUGGUGAUGUGUUUGAACAGCGCAAAGUAAAUGAAAUCAUUGCGUGAGCAUUAGGAAAAACAAACUGGUCAUAUCCAC
Messenger RNA from Daphnia carinata, 2451 nucleotides. RefSeq lists its product as uncharacterized. Bases 674 to 2380 code for a protein of 568 amino acids. The record is from RefSeq and is a predicted model, not a curated record. The transcript is spliced from 8 exons. Lineage: Eukaryota; Metazoa; Arthropoda; Branchiopoda; Diplostraca; Daphniidae.